Molecule: messenger RNA, 1457 nt
Organism: Patiria miniata (bat star)
Lineage: Eukaryota; Metazoa; Echinodermata; Asteroidea; Valvatida; Asterinidae
Exons: 3
Coding region: 120-602 (160 amino acids)
Source: RefSeq, a predicted model, not a curated record
UGGAUCGGUCCAUUGAUGUCACCAUCGGCUUUCGAUAAAAAGUAGGGGCGAACUUGCAACUGAACAUCAGUUUAUUUCAAUCGGUCGAGUCAUCAAGGUGAAACUCCGAACUCAGCACCAUGAAAUUCACAUCGGCGGUGUUGCUGGUUCUGCUUGGGGCCUUUUACUUCCACGGGGCCGAAGCAGUGACGGGUUCAACGAUUGCCCAAGUUGCUCGAGGGUACACGGGAAGCACAGUGUGGUCCUUUGUCUCGUCCCACCGGACCGGGAGGAAUACAAACAAGUGUAACAUCUUCGUGGCUGAAGUUCUAGAAGAAGCCGGGGCUACCGUACCACACCGCUGGCCUCGAUGGUUGAGGUGGUCCCCAGUCGGAGCUGGGGAAUGGGGCAACCGAUAUUCCUCCUACCUGAGUGAAGACAGAUGCUGGACCUACAGCAGCACCGCAGGUCUUGGGUACGUGGCCGGCGAUGGGAGACACGUUGCAAUCGUGACUGGCACCCGCCAAACUACAAGCGCAAGGAGUGACAUGGUUGUAACCAACGACUUUGGCUUCAGAAGCAGCCAGGAGGGCUCAAUUAUCUUCUGGAAGUAUACUUGUUAAUUUACGCGCAAUGAUAAUACAAGUGACUGUCAUAAAAAAAUGCGCGCUGUUGACUAAUAUAACGAAGUAAUCCGCAUGCAAACUGUCAUUCUAAACGCUGUUCAAACGUUGCCUUCCUCUGUGUUUUUUUUUAGUUUCAAUCCCAAAAUUAAAUGCUUAAUUGCUUUUUUUCUAGCAAUACAAAAGUUAUUCGUUUUUUGAUGAGACGUCAACCACAAAUUAGUUAGGCCAACACUCAGUUAUUGAAUUAUAGCUUUGCAAUCUUCGAAUUACUUGUGUCCCGACAACAGUCAAUCCGUUCUUGGUAAUGUACGGACCGGGAACCAGUCUGCUCACAAGGUUGAUCUGUUUGUGCCCAAAAUAAAGACCUCUUUUUUUUCUGUGAGCGUUGCAGAUCCCCCAACCAAAAUAAGGGUGAAAUGAGACUUUUAAUUGUAAUAUAUAAGAGUAACGUACAAGUUGAAAUGUAUUCAGAGAGAAAGAAAGAAAUUCGAAAUUGGUGAAAAACACGGGAAACGAAACUUUAAGCUAAAACAAUGAUACACAGGGUGACCCAAGAAAAUGCAACCCUAAACGUUUACCUUUAACCAAAAAGGGAUCGGUGAAAUGUUUAUGUUUUGGGAAAAGCUGAGAGAUUUUCCUUUUAAAUACUGAGAAAAUCAUGAAAAUGACACUUUCGGUUGCCGAAAAAUGCCAAUAAUGUAAAAGUAAUAAUUUUUCAUCCUGUUUACAAAACAUUACCACAAUAAGGGAUUUUCACUGUAUUUGUGCAUGUCCCAAUCCUUACAGCACAUAAUAUGACAAGAGUACAUUCAAAUGAAUUUGGUGGAAAUACCUUUUAUUUUCCACCUGAAC